Gekko japonicus is the source of this 3196-nucleotide messenger RNA. RefSeq names its product kelch like family member 13 (gene KLHL13). Gene Ontology annotation, cellular component: Cul3-RING ubiquitin ligase complex. Gene Ontology annotation, biological process: regulation of cytokinesis; protein ubiquitination. The transcript is spliced from 9 exons. Gene Ontology annotation, molecular function: cullin family protein binding; ubiquitin-protein transferase activity. The coding region runs from base 199 to 2160 and encodes 653 amino acids. The record is from RefSeq and is a predicted model, not a curated record. NCBI's taxonomy places the organism in Eukaryota, Metazoa, Chordata, Lepidosauria, Squamata, Gekkonidae.
CCGAUUCCGGACUCGGGAGGACUUUUGAAAAGCUCCCGCAGCCGCUGCAGCCGUCGCCGCAGGGAAAGACGGGGAGGAGAGGCGGCUUGGCCGGUCCUCUGCGGCGUCGGCAGCGCCUCGCCUGCGGGCUGGGUGGCAGCGAACGCGGCUGAGGCGACGGUGCGUAAGUGGCAACGGAGGCAUAUCAGUGUGGCGGAGAUGAUGUGGAGAGACACUUUGGGAGUUACUAACAUUGACGGCAUGGAUCAUUCUGUGCUCAGAAGGGAGGUGUCAGCUGUGCUUCAUGACAGAUCCCUGGUUGAAGAGGAGGACCCUCACAUGAAAGUAUCUCUUGGGAGCAGCGAUAUGGGUGUGUCUGCCCAUCUGCAGUCUUCCAAGGCAGGGACCACGAGAUUUUUCACCAGCAAUACUCAUAGUUCAGUGGUACUACAGGGUUUCGACCAGCUUCGAAUAGAAGGUCUGCUGUGCGAUGUGACGCUUGUGCCAGGCGAUGGAGAUGAAGUGUUUCCUGUUCAUAGGGCAAUGAUGGCAUCGGCUAGUGAUUACUUCAAAGCCAUGUUCACAGGUGGGAUGAAAGAACAAGACUUAAUGUGCAUUAAGCUCCAUGGUGUGAACAAAAUAGGUUUAAAGAAGAUCAUAGAUUUUAUUUAUACUGCAAAACUUUCUCUCAACAUGGACAACCUUCAGGACACUUUAGAAGCUGCCAGCUUUUUACAAAUCUUACCAGUUUUGGACUUCUGUAAAGUGUUUCUUAUAUCUGGGGUUUCCUUGGAAAACUGUGUUGAAGUGGGGCGGAUUGCCAAUACGUACAACCUCACCGAAGUGGAUAAAUACGUGAACAAUUACAUCCUCAAGAACUUUCCUGCGUUGUUAAGUACUGGCGAGUUUGUGAAACUCCCCUUUGAGCGCCUUGCCUUUGUCCUUUCGAGCAAUAGCCUUAAGCACUGCACUGAGCUGGAACUCUUCAAGGCUGCCUGUCGCUGGCUGCGGUCCGAGGAGACGCGGAUGGAAUAUGCAGCAAAGCUCAUGAAGAACAUCCGGUUCCCUCUGAUGACCCCGCAGGAUCUUAUCAACUACGUUCAGACGGUGGAUUUCAUGAGGACUGACAACACAUGUGUGAACUUGCUCCUGGAAGCCAGCAACUACCAAAUGAUGCCCUACAUGCAGCCCGUUAUGCAGUCGGAAAGGACGGCCAUCCGCUCGGACAGCACCCACCUGGUCACGCUGGGCGGAGUGCUACGGCAGCAGCUGGUGGUCAGCAAGGAGCUGCGAAUGUAUGAUGAGAAAGCGCACGAGUGGCGGUCUCUGGCGCCCAUGGAUGCACCCCGGUACCAGCAUGGCAUUGCUGUGAUUGGGAACUUCCUUUAUGUUGUUGGCGGUCAGAGCAAUUAUGACACAAAAGGCAAGACGGCGGUUGACACUGUGUUUAGGUUUGAUCCUCGCUAUAAUAAGUGGAUGCAAGUGGCUUCUUUAAAUGAAAAGCGAACCUUCUUCCACCUAAGUGCCCUCAAAGGACAUCUGUAUGCAGUCGGUGGCCGGAAUGCGGCCGGCGAGUUAGCCACAGUGGAGUGCUACAAUCCAAGGAUGAACGAAUGGAGCUACGUGGCCAAAAUGAAUGAGCCCCACUAUGGCCAUGCGGGGACCGUCUAUGGGGGCCUGAUGUAUAUUUCAGGAGGCAUCACCCAUGAUACUUUCCAGAAGGAACUCAUGUGCUUCGACCCUGAUACGGACAAAUGGACUCAGAAGGCACCAAUGACCACAGUCAGGGGCCUUCACUGCAUGUGUACUGUUGGCGACAAGCUGUAUGUCAUUGGUGGAAACCAUUUUAGAGGAACCAGUGAUUAUGACGAUGUUCUAAGCUGUGAAUAUUACUCACCAACUCUAGACCAGUGGACACCAAUUGCUGCUAUGCUUCGUGGUCAGAGUGAUGUUGGGGUGGCUGUGUUUGAAAAUAAAAUCUAUGUGGUUGGAGGAUAUUCAUGGAACAACCGCUGUAUGGUAGAAAUCGUUCAGAAGUAUGACCCGGAAAAGGAUGAGUGGCACAAAGUCUUUGACCUCCCAGAAUCCCUCGGGGGCAUCCGUGCCUGCACGCUGACAGUGUUCCCUCCUGAGGACAAUACAGGGUCACCUUCUAGAGAAUCUCCUCUUUCGGCACCUUGAGAAACAUCUCUGGACUCACAAUGUCGUCGUUCCAAUACUGUUGCACUGCAUCAUGGGGUUCUCCUUUUGUCUUUUUCUUCAGUAGUAUCUCUGAGGCCUACCCAGAAGCAGACAGCACAGUUUUGGGGGUGGGGGUGUAGGCAGAACAGUGAUUUUUGUUACUUUUGCUGUUUGAUCUAGAAUGUCUCUGGAGCGGACAAGAGAACGUUCUAAGGAAAGUAUUCUUGGAGCCAAGUGAGUAACAAAUGAGGCGAGCAAGGUGGGUUUUUUCAAAAAGGAAUAUUUGCAUUUGGUACCUUGAUGUUAUGUAUUGGAUGUGAGGGAGGUCUAGAAAGCGGUGCUGGAAAGGGAGACACGAAGGUCAAGGUACCCGUGUUUACUAAGUUGUGGCGAUUCAGGCCUUCUUUUCUUUCCUGCCCCUUUGAAAGGGAAGGCAAUAUCAACCAGUGCAAAUUUCCAGCAUCUGUCUUGCCUCUGCUGCCCUCCCCUUUAACAGAGAAUUUUUUACUUAUCUGUGUAUCCCAUUGACUCUGUGGGUGCUGUUCAGAGGAUGUGGAGUUCCUAAGGCAGACAAGUAGGAGAAACCCAGCAGUUUGGAAAACAUGAGCAAGUAUACAACAGGCAGACCCUGAAAUUAUUAACCAGGGUGUGUGUGUUUGUGGAAUUUGUUUUUUUUAAAAAAUACAUGUUCUUUUUUCUGGGCCAUAAAAUAAAAUAUAAACAUGUGAAGCUUUUAAUCCCCUCCUCCAAUUCAGUCAUUAUUGAAGCUUAAGGUGUUCAUACAUGAGAUUUCAGUUCAGCCAUGUGAACUGGUUGAAUGCCUGCACCAAGUUUUAGGUAGACAAGGGCUAGAAAUGUUUAAUUUUAAGCCACUAAAUUUUGACCAAAUCCUUCCCUUCACAUGAAAUUGGUCCCCCCGCCCCCCGCCUUGUUGGCAAGAUAAUUUGUCCAUUACACCUCUGUAUAAAAUCUCAGUUAAUGUGGUUAUUUAGCACAAAAUGCAGCUUAGGCCAAGAGCUGCUUUUGCUCAGAGAAU